Molecule: messenger RNA, 3834 nt
Organism: Oryzias melastigma (Indian medaka)
Lineage: Eukaryota; Metazoa; Chordata; Actinopteri; Beloniformes; Adrianichthyidae
Gene: abhd8a
Product: abhydrolase domain containing 8a
Exons: 5
Coding region: 819-2243 (474 amino acids)
Molecular function (GO): catalytic activity
Source: RefSeq, a predicted model, not a curated record
GCCCCUCCCACAACUCAGAGAUAAAUUUCCGUGUGACUCUGGAAAAAGUAUUUGCUUUAAUAGAAGGUUUUUAAUGUUGUUUUAAAUGGUAUAAUCAUAAUGAAAAGACUGGAAUGCUUUUACAUGGGACUUAAAUGGCCCCUAAAGUCCCCUCAUGUAUUUGGAUAGACUGAGCAUUUGAAUAUUCCCAUAUGUGGACUUACAGGUCAGUCAGUCGUGUAUUAUCUGAAGUGUUUCAUAGAAAUAAAAUGUCAUUCUAGUCUCGAGUCAGUUGUGAUGCAGUGAGAUGAGACGCAGUGAUGCGCAGUUGUGUUCAUGACGCAUGAAUUUAUGUUAAACUCGUGUUUAGAUCACGGAUGAUCUUGCGCCCUCCUCUCCAGAUUACCCAAAAAAACGAAAAAACACCUUGACCAUCGGCGUGAACGCGGGCACGCGCGUCUCGUUCUCCAUCCAGCCUUAGCAACAGGAAAAGGCAUCCUUCCCUAUUGGCUUCCUCUUCCCCGCUCGGCUCCAUCCGCGUCUCCCCCCACCCGCAGUGAAAAUGCGCGAAGAUUUUCGUGGCUGCUGCGGAUUCAAGGACAGCGCGGCUGGGCAGGGUUCGGCCCAGAUACGCAGUGGAUGCUGAGGAAGGAAGGAGGGCGGGGGAGGAAGGGCAUCUCGCUGACAAGCAGUCAACACUCUUGCAUGGAUGAGACGUUUGUGAACGCGCACUGAACCCACUAGUCUGCAUCCUUUUUAGAGACAUGGUUGCGGCAAAUGCAGUGCGCCUCUCAGCUGAGACAUCACCUUAAUCAUCCGUCAUUCUGCAGGGAGGAACCAUGUUGACCAGCAUCACCGAUGGAAUUCUGUGCUGCCUGACGGGGAAGACAGCAAAUCUGGUUUUGCCUCUGGAGACGUCCAAACCCUCGGAUGGAUUCGAGUUUGUGGAGGUGAAGCCGGGGAGGGUCCUGCGAGUGCGGCACAUCGUCCCUGAACGCCAUCCCCCAGAGAAGCAAGGACCAGGCAAGCAGAGGACGGACGUGGACUGCAAUGACAACGACAACGACUUUGCCGAGGACCCUAGCAAAGACUCUGACGUCAGUACCAGCGUCCACUGCAAAAGGAAGAUCACCGUUUACCGCGACGGCCAGCUGGUGAUCGAGAAUCUCGGGGACGUUUUGCACUCUGAGAUCUUGCAGUGCCAGGAUGGAGACCUGGAGCCCUGCAGCACCGUGGAGGUGGAGCUGGCCGACUACAGAGAAAUAGCCUCCUCUCCCGACCCUAACCCCGUUCCACUGCCAGGUCCCGUACCUACGGGGGAACAAAAGCCGGCUCCACCACCUCGCCGCCGUCGCCGCAAGCCUAAGCGCACAGUGGUAAUCGACUCAAAGAGGGUGAUCUCCAGCUGCAAAGGAACCCAUCCAGACGUGGCUCUGUUCUUCGUGCACGGCGUUGGAGGCUCUCUAGACAUCUGGAAUAGCCAGCUGGACUUCUUCUCUCGUCUGGGCUAUGAGGUCAUAGCGCCGGACCUGGCAGGGCAUGGAGCCAGCACCGCUCCUCAAAUCGCAGCUGCCUACACCUUCUACGCCCUGGCAGAAGACCUGCGGGCCAUCUUUAAGAGAUACGCUCGCAAACGCAACAUCCUCAUCGGCCACUCUUACGGAGUGUCCUUCUGCACGUUCCUGGCCCACGAGUAUCCUGACCUUGUCCACAAGGUGGUGAUGAUAAACGGAGGCGGGCCCACCGCUCUGGAGCCCAGCCUCUGUUCCAUUUUCCAGCUACCGUCCUGCGUCCUGCACUGUUUGUCCCCGUGCCUGGCCUGGAGUUUCCUGAAGGCUGGAUUUGCUCGCCAAGGAGCCAAAGAGAAGCAGCUGUUGAAGCAGGGCAACGCCUUCAACGUGUCUCCGUUCGUCCUGCGAGCCAUGAUGAGCGGUCAGUACUGGCCUGAGGGGGAUGAGGUGUACCACGCUGAGCUCACGGUGCCCAUCCUGCUGGUCCACGGCAUGUGUGACAAGUUUGUGCCGGUGGAUGAGGACCAGCGCAUGGCCGAGAUCCUUCUAUUUGCAUUCCUCAAAGUCAUAGAGGAAGGAAGUCACAUGGUCAUGAUGGAGUGUCCCGACACGGUCAACACGCUCCUCCACGAGUUCUUUCUGUGGGAGCCGGACAUGUCCAAAAAGAACAGCGGCAAGGCGGACGCGGAGAAGACCGUGUCCGCCUGCGAGACUUUUAGCACACUGAAGCGCCACAAGUCGGUGGACAAAUAACCUCCAAAGAUGCUGUCUUCUUUCGUGGCGGCAGAAGCAGGCAGAAGGCCUUUUUUUUCUCGGCAGCGUCGAGGCUGACAGCGAGGACGAGCUCGGUCGCAUCUGAAGGAUACAGAUGACCGCUUGGUGCUGAAAGAUUGCGAACAGGAAGAAACUUGUUUGGGGGGAUGGAAAUUCCUGCUUGACAUUUGAACACCAGUUUGUGCUCCAUCUUGCGGCGGAAGCAGCUGGGGCUCAGAAACUGCCCUCUUGUGUCUGUGAUGAACUACUGCCGCAUCAUGCAAAAUGCAGCCACUUCUUUAAAUGAUGUCCUCAGCAGAUCCAGUUUUUGAGGUGUGUUUUGCUCUGGCCUGGAGGUCAAAGUUCACCAUCAGUCAGGAUGACAUUAAGAAUGCUGCUAAAAUCUAAGAUCUAAUAUACAACCAAUCACAUGAGGAUUUUAGGAUUCAGGCAGAAUUAACCACAGCAGUGUACACUAACACAACUCACAAAAACUGCAAACUCCUGUUAACCCAAAGUAUUAUACAUAUAUAUAAACCUUCAAUUUCAUAUCUAAAAUAAGCCAUCUUUCAGUGUUAAGCACAAAUUAAUCAGAUCAUUGCUGCAUGAAAAUAAUGGAGCAUCCGUAAAACAUUCCUACGAACUGGAUGCACCACAAAAAACCUUUCAAAUUAAUAUUAUAAUUAUUAUUAAAGGAUACUAACAGUACUAAGGCCCUGCAUGAGUUCAGAAUACACAGAUCCAUGGUGGUUGUUGCAGGUGGCUGGAGUCAAAGAUUUCUGCUUUAAUCAACUGACUGUUCCUCUUUCCGUGUUCGUAUAAUUUUGUGUCAGUCGACAAGCACUGUCACAACGGUCUCCGCUGCUUUGUGCUGCUGUGUCCCCCCGUGCCGGUAAAUACGAAGCAACGGUGUGCUCCUCCUCUCUUUCUCGUCCACUGUGUCUAUCAGUCUUUGUGUCAGGCUGAAGGAGGUUUUUCUCGGUGGAAGAAAUUCAUCUGUGGAUGCUGAUUUGUCUCACAGUGAGACAGCGUGGUUUGAACAAAUGCACAGUCGAGGGUGCGCCGUCUGCUCAUCGAGCAGAGCGCAGAAAUGGGUUGAUGGGAGAUUGGUUACAGAAUAAGGCUUGUGUAUUUAAUUGGUAGUCGUCUAUAUAUUUAUAUAUAAAUAUAUAGUCGUCUAUAUAUGCAUUUAAUUGAAUAUGGAUGCAACACGACGGACUUUACUCAACUGGAAGGAAAAAUAAAAACUUGGUUGAGCCCCUCCAAAUCCUAUUUUUCUCUAAGGACUUUUUGACAACCAACAAGUGCUGCUGAUGUACCCUUUGGUGUAAAAGGUAAGUCAAUCUGUAUGGACUACAGGGUGCACAUACUUCCUCUUAUGCUAAAAAGUGUGCAUAUUCAAAUUGUCGUGAGUGGCGGAUCUUUUAUUUGUGGUUAAAAAAUUGUCUUGAUGUGACAGUUGUUCAUGUGAAUCACAAUAUAUAUGCUCUGCCGGAAUGUAGAUGCAUAUAAAAUCUAAUUAUUUAACCUAUCAAAGCGGUCGGUGGCUGAAUGUGCUGGUCCUAAAUAAAGCAGAUGUUCACCACUGAGA